UGAAUGAAUGAAUGUCUUAAAUCCCUUCCAUUUUACAUCGUGCUUCAUUUCUAUUAACUUUUCUCAGUGGCUGCCAUUAACGGGGCCGGACGUCCAAUCCAUGAUGACUUGGAGUUGGAGGGCCUUCAAAAUUGAUCUAGCGCCGACGAUGGCAUUGAAAAAAGAUCAUUCAAAGUCAAUUCUCCUAGUUUAAAUGAAUUGGACGUCUGUUCGGAAUUUGUAGUGUCUGCUUUUCCUAGUAGGUGGCAGCAUCGACCCAUUUUGCUUAUCAAUCUUUUCUCCUUUGCGUGCCUGCGGCAAGGGGGGCUGUGCGUAUGUGUCAUGUCCCCACAGUGAGUGAAAGCUGAUGGACGCAAAAAAGGAGAAAAAGAACACGGCGCCGUUUAGCCGCUCGGAGGUUUUCAGCCAGCUUAGGAGGGAACUCCAUGGGCAGCUACAGUCCGAUCGUUCCAACAUAUUCAUCAUCCUGGGAGCUUCGGGAGAUCUUGCAAAGAAGAAGAUAUACGCCACCUUAUGGUGGUUGUUCCGAGAUGGCCUGCUCCCAGAGGACACCUACUUUGUGGGUUUCGCCCGCUCUAACUUGACAGUGGAGGAUGUCAUGGCAGCAUGCCUGCCUCACAUGAAGGUGACUGAUAGUGAGGGUGAGCGCCUUUCCACCUUCGUCAGCAGGAAUUCAUACCUGAGCGGUCGCUACGAUGACGCUGGUUCGUUCCAUAAGCUCAACGCUCAUGUGUCCUCUCUGCCCGGCGGACCUGAGGCCAACCGGCUCUUCUACCUGGCUCUGCCCCCCACUGUUUACCGCGACGUCUGCACAAACAUCAGCGGCCACUGCAUGAGCCCCAAAGGUUGGAACAGACUCAUCGUUGAGAAGCCUUUCGGACGGGACCUGAGAAGCUCCCAGGAGCUGUCCACGCACAUGGCCUCGCUCUUUUCAGAAGAACAGAUCUACCGCAUUGACCAUUACCUGGGCAAAGAGAUGGUGCAAAACCUCAUGGUGCUCAGGUUUGGCAAUCGUAUCUUUGGGCCCAUCUGGAACAGGAACAGCGUGUCAUGUGUGGUGCUCACCUUCAAGGAACCAUUUGGGACGUAUGGCCGUGGAGGAUACUUUGAUGACUUUGGAAUCAUUAGAGACGUGAUGCAAAACCAUCUCCUCCAGAUGCUUUGCUUGGCGGCCAUGGAGAAGCCCGCCUCCAUAGGGCCAGAUGACGUGAGAAAUGAGAAGGUGAAGGUGUUGAAGUGUAUCGCUCCAGUGGAUGCCUCCGAGGUGCUGCUCGGGCAGUACGUGGGGGAUCCCGAGGGCGAGGGCCUUGCCAAGAUGGGUUACCUUGACGAUCCCACCGUCCCUGAGGGCUCUUGCACUCCGACCUUUGCCAUCGCUGUGCUUUAUGUGCACAAUGAAAGAUGGGACGGUGUGCCUUUCAUACUACGUUGCGGUAAAGCCCUAAACGAGCGCAAAGCUGAGUUACGGCUCCAGUUCACUGACGUGCCUGGGGACAUCUUUGCAAAAGAAUGUCAGAGGAACGAGCUGGUGGUUCGCGUGCAGCCGGACGAAGCAAUCUAUCUAAAGAUGACCACCAAGAGGCCUGGGGGUCACUUCAGGCCAGAGGAAACGGAGCUGGAUCUCACCUACAAGAGCAGAUACAAGAACGUGAAGCUCCCAGACGCGUACGAGAGGCUUAUACUGGAUGUCUUCUGUGGCAAUCAGAUGCAUUUUGUUCGCAGCGAUGAAUUGCGGGAGGCUUGGAGAAUUUUUACCCCGCUCCUCCACCAAAUUGAAGAGAACAAGACACGCCCUUUAGCCUACAAAUAUGGAAGUCGCGGGCCGAGGGAAGCCGAUGAGCUGCUGAGGACGGCUGGGUUCCGCUAUGAGGGGAAAUACAAGUGGGUGCAACCCCACAUGUGACACACAAACACUCACAAUGUUACUGCUGACAGGUUUAAAAAUAAUAAAGUUUAGACAAAAAUGUCACUCCUGUCUGUAAUUUGUUUGAUUUGGAGGUGCAGGCGAGGAGGCGGAUCACGCAAAGGAAAAAAAAAAAAUCUGCGAAAACCCGAGGAGUGCAAAAAAAAAAAAGUAAAACCGCACGGGGGAAAAAUUAUCUGGAUUUUGUUGAAAAAUGUUUUUUCCGCUGCCCCAACCCUUUUUUGUAAAAGAACAAAAUCUGAAAACGACGAAAAACUUUUCAUGGUUUUAUGGUACCAUUUUUUGCCACCAAUCUGACAUACUGUAUGGCUCCUUUAAAUACUGUGAAGCCUGGACUCAGGACACACCAAUUCACCGGAUUUUUUUGGUUUUGUUUUUCUGCAAAACAGGCCUUUGGGAGUAUCGUUGAAGCUUAAGCCCCAUUUGUUCAAUAAUUUCUUGGGUUUAAAGUAUUUGUUUUCCCCAUGCAAUUAUAAUGAGUGUCAACUCUUCACAAUUUUUCCUCAUUCAUGGCAGGUAUACCAUCCCUCGUGAGUAAAUGUAAAGAUGUUUCAUCAGACAGGAUUUUUUUUUUUUUCUUUAGGGGUGCAACCGAUACAGAUAUGGAUAACUUCCUGCUCCUCAAUGUCAAUACCAAUAUCGAUAACAGAUAAUAAAUAUAUAAUUUUUUUGAUGUAUAUUCACCUGAGUUUUUUAACACUUGGAGGUUUAAAAAAAAAAUAAUAGUGGAUUCAACAUAGAUUUGCCUUUGACCUCACCAGAAUUUUCAUAAUGACAUGAACAUUAUUAUAAUAAACAAAACAAAGACAUGAACAGUCUUGACUUCAAACAAAGUGCCAAUAUUUAUUUUUCAAAUAAAUAUAAUUUGAGUCAAUCACAAUCAAUUAGUCAAUAUAAUUGAAGAUGUGUUUCCUGAACAAUGAGCACUGAACUAAAACCCAACACGUAUUGUGCUUUGUCAUCAGAUAAAAAUAUUUGGUGCUACAGGAGACUGUUGUGGUCUUGGUCCAUUGGUCCAUGAUACAACUUUCUUAACCUGGGAGACAGGUUAAGACAGCAUGCCUAUCAAUAACCAAAAGGUCUCUCAAUAACUUACUAACUUAUAACUAACACUGUAAAAUGCAAACAUUAUAUAGUAAAGUUUAUCAUUCAUUCCUCAUGAAAAAAAAGGAUUAAUGGCUUGCCUUAUAAAAAUCAAUAUAAACGGCAGAGAGUCAACCCAUAUUCAAUAAAGUAUGAGGUUUCUUCUCUGCAUAGUAUAAAAUCCUACCAAGCAUGCUGACAGGACUAACAUUACACAACAACUAUUAUAUGUACGUAUAGCAUAGCACAGUGUUUUUCAACCAGUGUGCCACAGCACACUAGUGUGCCGUGAGAGAUCGUCAGGUGUGCCGCGAGAAAUUAUCUAAUGUCACACAUAUAUAUAUAUAUAUAUAUAUAUAUAUUGUAAUGUCCGUAACUGGGUGCGGGCCCUUGAAGGGGCCAUCAGACUGCAGAGUGAUGACGUAGCGGGAAGCAUGCAAUGUGGGAGGGAGAACGGCGUGUGAGCGAAGUUAGCGGUCACAUGUUGCGGAUGCCGAUGUUAUUUUGUUUAUUAUUUUCCAUUGUUGCCCCAAUAAAGUGGGAAAGUCUUCACCGACUCCUCUAAUUUCUAUUUUCCCAUUCGGGGCUAUUACAACAUUUUCUUUUUACGUCGUCGGUCGGAGAUGCAGUAGGAAGGAAGGAGUAGGUAGAAAGUUCUCAGCCCUGGUUGUGUGCAGAUGAGCGACGUAUUGCUCGUGUCACGUUCAAAAACUGCUCGGAUUUCUAGCUAUCAACGACCUUGCUGUCCGCGACAAUGUGUAUCCCAGCAUGUCUACUGCACAUCAUUUGGUUAGACUCGUCAUGUGUUGAUAUUCUCAGAAGUGGCCUUUAUAUUUUAUGCAUAUGUGACGACCGUCAAUCCUCCCCCUGUGUUUUAUUCUAACACAUUGUUGAGAACACCAAGGUGGCAAAUCUCUAAAUAUCCGAGCAGUUCUUGAAAACGACACGAGCAGCCAUCCAACAAGUUAACAACAGCGCCAUGGUGCCAAGCAAGUUUAAACGUCAUCUCCAAACGAAACACCCGUCGCUUCAAAACAAGUCAAUGGACUAUUUUGUUCGCCUUCACGAAAACACAGAGAAACAAGCAACUUUUUUGAUAAAAACUACGAUGGUAAAUGAGAAAGCCCUCAAAGCCAGUUACCUUGUUGCUAUAUCCAAAAAGUCCCACACCGUGAGAGACAUUAAUUAACUGCCUGAAAAGUCAUUGUCUGCGAUAUGCUCGGCCCUGAUGUGGUUAAAGACAUUGCUCAAGUCCCCCUGUCUGAUACUUCUGAGCUUUUUCAAGCCUAACUGCUAUAAAAAAAUAAAAACAGAGAAAGACUGAGAGCUGUUGAAGAAUAAGGAUAUCGACUUUGUGUUCAAGUUUCACACUGAGUAAGUAUACAUACUGAGAAAUUAUUUUAUAUUUAAAUAUACUGUACAGAAAAUAAUUUUGGAACAUUUUUGGUUUGUGGUGUGCCGCGAGAUUUUUUCCAUUGUAAAAAUGUGCCAUGAGUCAAAAAAGGUUGAAAAACACUGGCAUAGCUACUAGCUUGUGCUACUAGCCUUAGGCAUUGGCUGGUUUCUACUACACAACAACUUAUAAAGUCCAGUACAUAUGACCCUUCACCCCCGAAGUAAACAUAUAUUGCACAUCCAUAUGUUAUAGUAAACAUAAAUACUUGCAUCUAUUUCCGUGGCGAAAAAGUAACAAAGCAUUCACGAUUGACAAUGCUACCGCUAGACACAGCACUGUGUAAAGUGAAUGAGUUUGUGGGCCAAAUUAUAGAUGCAGUGAAAUAUUCUGACCGGCAGGUGGCAGCAAUGCCCCGCAAAUGCUCAACUUAUUUCCCAGCCAGCCAGCACAGUACAUAUUAUCGGUCCUGUUAAUAAUGCUAUUGGAUUUAUUGGAAUUACGUCAUAAUUACUAUUAUCGGACCAAUAAUUGUCAUGCACCAGUAGUCUUUUUUUCCCCAUUUCCAAAACACCUGACACCAUCACUGUACACAGUGCAUUGUAGAUGUUCUCAAAAGCACAAUGGGGAGGAACAAGUUCCUCCACUUUGACGGUUCAUGUUUACCUGCCAGAAACCCAUUAUUUUUUUGUACACUGUUGCCUUGAGAAAAAGAAUAACACCCUGAGAGGUAUUUCCUAAACAAAACUGGGCAUUUAUUAGUUCCGGCAACAAUUGUUUGCCAUUAUGUGCCCUGGCUUGAGUGGUGACCUAUCAAGUGGGCUACACCUGGGAGUGGUCGGCAGCCAAAGUCAGCUGGGAUAAAUUCCAGCUCACCUGUAAACCUCAAGAGGACAAAGACUAUAGAAAAUGGAUUUUUAGUUAUAAAAAUAAAUAGUUUAUUGAAUUAAUUCCAAUGGUUAAAGACACCUUUUGGCAAGACCCUCCAGGGUGAAAGGAAUUCCUUCUCAGCUGCUUCCUCAUUUCCCUCUAGUUGGCCAAAGUCUUUUACAGAUGGCCAUUUUCUAAUUGAACGGCCGCUGUGUCUUCAAUGCCUCUGGCGUAAAGUCGCACCAGCUGCCCGUGGAUCCUAAAGGAAUGAAAAGAAAAGAACACGCUGAAGCCUUUCAUUUACGUUCCAUUUUCUAUUGUGUUUAUUCUAGUGGUGCUAAUUACGAUUAAAACAAAAUUAUUUUAAUGUGUUUUUGUUGUUAUUAAAUGAUGAUUAAUAUGUUAAAGCCCCAUCCUUGAGUUAUAUAUUUUUUUUAAUGAUUAAAUUUCCUUAUUUUCAUGAAAUUAUGUCUAAAGAAGACUUAUUAGUACUUAUUAGAGAUACGGCAUAUUUGUUUUCUUGGUUCUAAUUGAUGUUGCUUAACUAUUCAAAUAAACAAUUUGUUGCAUUUUCAUUUUGAUGAAUAAUUAAAUAUUAAUAAACAACUUCACGCGCACAUUUACUCGAACAAAAAUUUUACUCGCCAUUGUAUUGUUAAACUUUACAGUAUGUAAAGAUUUUACAUUUUAUCUUACUUUAUUCCAAGUAUAAAAAUGAAAAUGAUUACCGUAUUUUCCACACAAAGGCGCACCUAAAAGCCUUCAAUUUUCUUAAACGCCGACAUAAUCCGAUGUGACUUAUACAGUGGUAACUCUACCAGGUCCUUGUUUGUAAGUCGAAAUGGUCGUAUGUCAAGCGGUAUUUUCCCAUGAAAAUAAAUUAUAAUCCCAUUAAUUCGUUCCACAGCCUGAAAACCUACACUAAAUCAUUGAUAAAUGCUGCUGAUACGAUUGCAAAUAGCAAUUACACAGAGCAAAACAAAUAAAUUAUGAAUAAAAAUCAGAAUAAUAAUAUAAUAAUAGUAAUAAUAAUACCUGUAAUAAUGUAACGAAUGGGGUUCUAAUGACGCAGCUGCGUUUUGUGUAGUGUACCUGAACGCACCGCGUGGCUGACUUGACAGAGGGAGGACUUUUUACUUUCUUUUUGUUCAGCUGGGGUGUACAACAAGCAUGUUUUGUUGCACAAGUUCUGAAAUAAAUGAUUAAAAA
This is a messenger RNA of Corythoichthys intestinalis (scribbled pipefish), 6479 nucleotides long. RefSeq names its product glucose-6-phosphate 1-dehydrogenase-like. NCBI's taxonomy places the organism in Eukaryota, Metazoa, Chordata, Actinopteri, Syngnathiformes, Syngnathidae. The record is from RefSeq and is a predicted model, not a curated record. Gene Ontology annotation, biological process: glucose metabolic process; pentose-phosphate shunt, oxidative branch. Gene Ontology annotation, molecular function: NADP binding; glucose-6-phosphate dehydrogenase activity. The transcript has 12 exons. Gene Ontology annotation, cellular component: cytosol. Bases 347 to 1903 code for a protein of 518 amino acids.